Molecule: messenger RNA, 251 nt
Organism: Amoebophrya sp. A120
Lineage: Eukaryota; Dinophyceae; Syndiniales; Amoebophryaceae
Source: the annotation of a GenBank genome assembly
GAUUGUCCUGUGGAAACUCCUUCCACUAGAAUCCUAUGAAGAACUCGGACUCGUAAGUAUUUUCGACCAACGUGUAGCGCGACACGUCGAAGUGGUCCGGAAGAUCUCUGCUGCUCUCAAAUUUGCAGACUGCGAUCACUCGUUUAUCGAGUCGGAAUCCGGUUUGGGGAUUCCAGCCCUGCUGAUCAAGGCGCAUGUGAAAGAGUGGGGAGGACUUUUCAAGCAGGAGCUGAUCGCGAACUACCGGCCGG